CAAAUAAUUCAAUAUGGGAAGAUACAACCCGUAAGAUGUUUGACUUAAAUGAAUUUAUGGACAGAUUAAUGUUACCCAAUGUUGAUUUACAACAAAAUCCAAAUUCUUUUAGGAAAAGUAUAACAGAUGAAGAAGAUUUGAAUCGAAAAAGGCGAAAUGCUGAUUUAGAAGAUAUGGAUUCAUUAUCAGAUACUAAAAAAAUACGACCAUUAAAAUUAAUAAGUAAAUUCAAAUUUCCACGUACCGCACAUUUAAAUUUUCAUCCACAAGUGAUCAACAUGCAUAAACAUCAACAUACGUCUGAUUCCAUGGAUAAUGAUAAUCAAGAUGCUGUAUUUUUACCAUCAUCCUUCAAAGAAAGUGUUCUACCAUAUAAUAAUAAUAAACUAAAAACUACAACAAUGGAACCACCCAAAGUGAAAGUGAUUACACAACCAGUAAUUACACAACAUUUUGUUCAACCAUUUUUUUUACCACCAAUCAUAGAUGAUGUGGUACAAUAUCGAAUGUAAUUUAAUUAAAUA
Molecule: messenger RNA, 524 nt
Organism: Chrysoperla carnea
Lineage: Eukaryota; Metazoa; Arthropoda; Insecta; Neuroptera; Chrysopidae
Exons: 2
Coding region: 36-512 (158 amino acids)
Source: RefSeq, a predicted model, not a curated record